CCACGCCCCAGUGCGCUGGCUGUGGGAUAGUGGCACUAUAAAGUAUAUCCUCUCUCUCUCUCUCGGAGGAAAGAUAAGAAGCAGCCCGAGACACAAGGAGGGGGAUGAAGAUGGCGGACGCCAAGCAGAAGAGGAAUGAGCAGUUGAAGCGCUGGCUGGGCUCGGAGACGGACCAGGAGCCUCCGGUCCUGAAGAAGAAGAAGACGAAGGUGAAGUUCGAUGAUGGCGCCGUGUUUCUGGCCGCCUGCUCCAGCGGCGACACCGAGGAGGUGCUGCGAAUGCUGGACCGGGGCGCCGACAUCAACUACGCCAACGUAGACGGUCUCACCGCCCUCCACCAGGCAUGCAUAGAUGACAAUGUUGACAUGGUGACUUUCCUGGUGGAGCACGGAGCUGGCAUCAACCAGCCUGACAAUGAGGGCUGGAUCCCCCUCCACGCUGCAGCCUCCUGUGGAUACCUGGACAUAGCAGAGUAUCUUAUCAGCCAGGGUGCCAAUGUAGGAGUUGUGAACAGCGAAGGUGAAACGCCGCUGGACAUCGCUGAAGAGGAGGCGAUGGAGGAGCUCCUGCAGAAUGAGAUCAACAGAACAGGGGUGGACAUCGAGGCAGCCCGGAAAGAGGAGGAACGGGUCAUGCUGAGGGACGCCCGGCAGUGGCUCAACAGCGGCCAGAUCCAAGACAGCCGGCACACCAAGUCUGGAGGAACGGCGCUCCAUGUAGCCGCUGCGAAAGGAUACGUCGAGGUUUUAAAGCUUUUAAUCCAAACAGGGUAUGAUGUAAAUAUUAAGGACUUUGAUGGCUGGACUCCCCUACAUGCAUCAGCACACUGGGGCAAAGAGGAGGCCUGUAGGAUACUGGUGGAGAAUCUAUGUGACAUGGACCUCAUUAAUAAAAUGGGCCAGACAGCUUUUGAUGUAGCUGACGAAGAUGUUCUGGGAUACUUAGAAGAACUACAAAAGAAACAAAAUCUGCUGAUAGGUGACAAAGACGUUAAGAAAUCUCCUUUGAUUGAAACGACGACCACUGGGGACAACAACCAAUCACUGAAACCACUCAAGAGCAAAGAAACGCUGCUUCUAGAGCCAGAAAAGGUCGCCCCACGCAUCGAGACCUUAGAACCGGAGAAGGUGGAUGAAGGAGAGGAGGGGAAGAAGGACGAAUCAAGCUGCUCCAGUGAGGAAGAAGACGACGAAGAUUCAGAGUCGGAGACUGAAGCAGACAAGACCAAGCCUUCGGCAUCGGUGAGCAACAGCACAACGCCCGCCCCGACCAGCAUCAGCGUGUCACCUCCAACUAGCCCAACCAACCAGGUGACAACCCCCACUUCACCGGUAAAGAAGGCCAUUCAGCCUGCCGCAAAGGUCUCGACUAAAGUGGAGGAGGACAGGAAGGACGAGUCUCCGUCAUCGUGGCGGCUGGGGUUGAGGAAGACGGGCAGCUACGGGGCGCUAGCGGAGAUCACGGCCACCAAGGAGGCUCUGCGGGAGAAGGACACGACCGGGGUGAUGCGCUCAGCCUCGAGCCCUCGCCUCUCCUCCUCUCUGGAAAACAAAGACAAAGAGAAGGAAAAGGAUAAAGGAACUCGGCUCGCCUACGUAGCCCCCACCAUCCCCAGGAGGCUCGCCAGUACUUCAGACAUUGACGAGAAGGAAAACAGGGAUUCUACUGCUCUGAUACGUAGCGGCUCAUACACCCGGCGACGCUGGGACGACGACCUGAAGAACAGCGAAGGAAGCGCCUCCACCAACCGAACCCCCAGCUACCAGCGCAGCACGUCCCACACGCUAGCACUAGGGCGGAGCGGCAGCACGCGGGACGUGCCAGCCAAGUCUUCGUCCACCUCCAGCUUGGACCCUAACACCUGUAAUACUAAACCCUGGCAGCCACCCACCUCCCACUACCAGUCUUACAGCAUUUACCGCAGCGGCUCUUUUGGCAGAAGACACGAGGACCUGGGUUCCUCGACCACCUCCUCCUCCCCCACGACCACCACCACCUCCUCAUCUGUUACCUCGCCCACAGGCCACCGCGGCCUGCUCUCCAGCCUGGGCUCCUCCUCCACCCGCACUGGCUCCACCAGUCUCACCAGCAGGUACUGGUCAGAGGAGAGUGCAGAGAGGGAAAAGGACAAGGAGAAGGAGUCUGCUGCGGUCAUCCCAACUAUGAACACUGGCUCUACUACGACCACCACAUCUACCACUACCACCCCCGCCAUAUCUACCACUACCACCACUGGCAUCGUCACUGGCAUUGUCACUGGCAUUGUCACUGGCUCUGAACGACGCAGGUCAUACCUGACGCCAGUCCGAGACGAGGAGUCAGAAUCCCAGAGGAAAGCUCGCUCCAGACAGGCUCGACAGUCGAGGAGGUCCACCCAGGGUGUGACGCUGACUGACCUGCAAGAGGCUGAGAAAACAAUCGUCAGGAGUCGUCCCCCAAAGACCCGCGAGGAGGAGAAGGAGGAGAAAGAGAAGCAGGACAAGGAGAAGCAGCAGGAGGAGAAGAAGGAGUUGGAGACCAAGGAAGACGAUUACCGGUCGAAGUACCGCAGCUUCGAAGAGCGCUACCGGCCUUCGUCUUCCUCCUCUACCUCCGCCAUUUCCACAGUCAGCACAUCCUCCACCCCGUACUCCAGCACCACAUUGUCCUCCAGUUCCAGCUCCCUCAACAGGCCCAACAGUCUGACGGGGAUCACCUCCUCCUAUAGCCGUUCCUCCAGAGACACGGAAAAAGAAAUGGACAAAAAGGAGGAGGAGAAGGAGGGAGAGGACAAGUCUCAGCCCCGCUCCAUACGGGAUCGCAGGCGGCCCCGCGAGAAGAGACGCUCCACCGGCGUCUCCUUCUGGACCCAAGAUGGUGAUGAAAAUGACCCUGACCAGCAGUCUGACUCGGAGGAGGGCAGCACCAAGGGAGAGCCACAGAGUGACAGAUUGUCCAGGAACGAGAGCAGCACUUCAUCCUUAGACCGCAAUGACACUCUUUAUAGCCGUGGCUAUGGUGAGAGUCGGAGGACAUACUCGAGCCGACUGGAUAGAGACGACACCACUGACUAUAAGAAGCUCUACGAGCAGAUCCUAGCCGAGAACGAGAAGUUGAAGGCCCAGUUACGUGACACGGACCUGGAGCUGGCAGACUUGAAGCUACAACUAGAGAAGGCCACACAGAGGCAGGAACGCUAUGCCGACCGAUCACAGCUUGAGAUGGAGAAAAGGGAAAGAAGAGCUCUAGAAAGGAAGAUAUCUGAGAUGGAGGAGGAACUUAAGACGCUCCCAGACUUGAAAGCAGACAACCAGAGACUAAAGGACGAGAACGGAGCGCUCAUUCGAGUCAUUAGCAAGCUUUCCAAGUAGAACAGACCCCCCCGCCCGCCCUCCUGCACCCCCUAGUCCCCCAUGGCAGUGACUAAUGGAAUUGCACAUUUAGAUAUUAAUUGCAACAGACAUCAGAGACUCCUUUUUUUUUUUUUCUUUAUCUCCUCCCAGCUCUUUAUCUCUCCCUUUUUUUUGCUCCACCACCAUCACAACCAUCACUGCAGCAUCCAUCCAUCCAUCCACCUCCUCCACUACUAUGUGUGGCUGCUGCUGUCCUGAUAGAGUUUACAGAGCAACAGGAGAAAGGGUUGUGUGAUCAGCAUGUAAAAGCAUUGUGGGGCGGGGAAAGCCUGAAAACUAUUUAACCAAUAAGCCUUAGUUGUACAUAAAGAGAAAAAGAAAAAAGCAGCGAUCUCUUCUCUCUCUCUCUUCUCUUCUCUCUCGGCUAUCACUGAAGAAUUAUCCAACACCUGAUUUUAUUUGUGCCACAAUCUCUCUGAUUAUUUUUGUUCCCUCUCCCCUGUGUUCGUGUUGUGUGCCGUGCUCCCCUCUUUAACCCCCUUUAAAGUGCCACUUUUGCCCUCACAUCAGCUACUCGUGGCACCUAAUUUUUCACCAAUGCACACACUCGCCCCCCUAUUUUUUUUGUUACCUCUGUGUGUCUUCCUCCAAGAGGGAAAUUUUUUUGAAAAAUCUCGCUUUAGCGAAACGAGGCGGACCUGGUGGAAUUUAAGCUUUCACUGUAUGUGCAAUAUGCAUUUCUUUUUUUUUUUUUUUUAAUGCUUUAAUGAUGAGUCCAUCACAUGUAGGAUUUUCACUCUUCCACCGCUUCCAUCGCUCACCUUCCUCCUCCUCUAUUUUUUUUUUUUUUUUUUUUAAGUUUGUAGUGUAGUCAGUUUAUACUCUGUAUUUCUCACUUUGUUUUAGCAGGUACUGAGUGAUGCUGUAUAUACCUGUAUGUAUUUGUUUGAGACCAGCACAUGGCAUGCGUUUAUGGUUCCCGUCUGUUACUAUUAAAAGUAUACAAAUUCCAGAGGACAAAAAGGUGUGUUUUAAUUAUUUUAUUUUUCUUUUAUAGUCAUUGGAUACAGUACAGUAGAGCCUCUCUCUUAACGCGGGACGGCUGGCAGUGCUUUUUUCUUUUCCAGUUUAAAAAUAAGUGUUCACAUAAUUGUGAGAUAAAAAAAAAAAGAGAAAUAAUCGCUUCACUACAUUUCACUUUCAUUGUAUUCAGUAUCUUGGAAGAGUGCUAUUAAUUUUGUUUCCAAUUUUUUUUUUUUUUAAAGCUGUAGUAUUAUAGCCAAGGUGUUGUCACUAAAAAAAGAAUAUCUUAGGUAUCGCUAACCCAGUCCUUUUUACAAAUGUCUACAUGCACUGUCAAUGCCAUGUGAGGAGUCUUUAUGUCAGGUUAAAGCAAAUCGCCACCAUCAAAUAUUCCAUGCAUCUGAAAACAUUUUAUGCAUUUCAGUGGCCUUUUAAGGAUAUUUUAAUAAAAGAAGUUAAAGCCGAUGGACUGAUGACCAUCUACUCUGGUUUAGACUUUUUUUUUUUCUUUUAUUAUUUUUUUUUUUUCCCGUCAUCUUGUAAAAUAGGUGUGUGGCUUAAUACAUGCAAGCUGUGCUGUGACUACCAACCACUGAAGAGUUCAUUAAAAAUAAACUUGUACAUUGUAAAGUU
This is a messenger RNA of Sebastes umbrosus (honeycomb rockfish), 4988 nucleotides long. RefSeq names its product protein phosphatase 1, regulatory subunit 12A (gene ppp1r12a). Bases 105 to 3350 code for a protein of 1081 amino acids. The transcript is spliced from 26 exons. Gene Ontology annotation, cellular component: Z disc; A band; cytoplasm. NCBI's taxonomy places the organism in Eukaryota, Metazoa, Chordata, Actinopteri, Perciformes, Sebastidae. Gene Ontology annotation, molecular function: protein kinase binding; phosphatase regulator activity; enzyme inhibitor activity. Gene Ontology annotation, biological process: signal transduction. The record is from RefSeq and is a predicted model, not a curated record.